Messenger RNA from Hydra vulgaris (swiftwater hydra), 3023 nucleotides. NCBI's taxonomy places the organism in Eukaryota, Metazoa, Cnidaria, Hydrozoa, Anthoathecata, Hydridae. The record is from RefSeq and is a predicted model, not a curated record.
UGCAAAGCAAACACUAAAUAUGAAAAAAUAGUAGAGGAAAUAGAGAACGAUGAUGCUAGUGUGUAUUCCAUUAACAUGAAUGAUACAAACUCAGAGAUUAGUGUAAAAAUUAAUGACUACAAUAUAAAAAUGCAAGUAGACACCGGAAGUCAAGUCACAAUUAUUCCAAAAAAUUUUUGGGAACUAAUGUCUAAACCGAAAUUACAAAAAUGCUACCUUCGCCUGAAACAGUUUGAUGGCACAGUUAUAAAAGUCCUAGGCGAAUUUGAGGCAACUUUGGAAACCGAAUCAAAAAUGAACAUCGUACGAAUUAUUGUUGCAGACUGUACAAAAAAUCAUGGUCUAAUUGGUAUGGAUGUAUUAAAUUUCAACGCCACAAAAUUAGUUAAUAGUAUAGAACCUCUUGUUCAUGGGCGUUUAAUUAAUUACAAAGCAAAUAUUCUGUUGAAAAACGGCGUACAACCAACUUAUUUUGAAGCUCGACCUCUUCCUAUCCAUAUAAGACCACUAGUGGUAGAUAAACUUAAUGGAAUGAUACAGCAAGGGUUGCUUCAAAGGGUUCCUCCUGGUGGAAGCAGAUGGGCUUCACCGCUUGUGGUUGUUAGAAAAACAGACGGAGAUUUACGCAUUUGUGCGGAUUACAAAAUAGGUGUUAACCAAAAAAUAUGCUCAGACUCAUAUCCCAUCCCAAACAUUGAGACCGUAUUUCAUAAAAUGGCAGGGAUGAAAUACUUUGCUAAAAUUGAUCUCAAGGGAGCUUAUCAUCAAAUUGAGAUGGACAAAGAGGCACAAGAAAUAACAACAGUUAAUACCCCUAUUGGAUUAUUAAGAUGGACCUGUUUACCUUUCGGAAUUAAGACUGCAAGUGCGAUAUUUCAAAGAGCGAUAGAAUCUGUUGUUGGCGAUAUUAUUCCCAAUAUGAUUAUAUUUCAAGACGAUAUAUGUGUCGGUGCUAAAAAUGCUGAAGAACUCAAAUCGAAUUUAAACAAAAUAUUGAGCAAAUUGAAGGAAUCGGGAAUGAGCAUAAAUAAACGAAAGUCAGUGAAUGAAACAAAAAGUCUUUCAUUUUUAGGAUAUGAACUGUCAGAAAAAGGAGUUACCCCAGAUCGUAAUUUAGUCAGCAAAAUACUUGGAAUAAGUCCUCCUAAUAAUAAAAAGGAACUCGAGUCAUUUAUAGGAUUAAUAAACUUUUAUGGUCGACACAUUGAUAAAUAUGCUGAAAAAAUUUUACCUUUAAACAAUUUAAGAAAGAAAGGAGUUACAUUCGAAUGGAGGAAGGAGCAUCAACAGGCAUUUGAAUUGCUAAAAAGAAACCUUUGUGAAGAACCCGUAGUGAAGGUUUAUGACAUCAACCAAGAUCUAGAGUUAACAACAGAUGCUAGCGAGAAAGCUAUAUCUGGAAUACUUUCACAGAAUGGCCAUCCGGUAUUGUAUCUCUCACGAACUUUAUCAGACGCUGAGACAAGAUAUUCUAAUAUUGAGAGAGAAGCUUUAGCUAUUGUAUGGUCUGCUCACAGAGCUAGGCAUUUUCUGUUGGGUAGAAAAUUCAAAUUAAUAUCAGAUCACAGGCCAUUAGAAUUUAUAUUUGAUAGUAACAAAGAAUUGCCCAAAGUCACAUCCGCUAGAAUUUUAAGAUGGGCCAUACAAAUGAUGGCAUUUGACUACGAAAUAAGCUACAAGAAGGGAGAAAACAUUCCUCAUGCUGACGCAUUAUCGAGAUUGUCCUUUCUACCACAAGAUGAAGAGAAAGACCAAGAAACAUUUAUACACUUAGUCGAGUCAGAUAUAGUGAACCUUGAGCAAAUAAUAAAAGAAACAGAAAAUGAUAGGGUAUUGAUGGACAUCAAAACCAGAAUUAGGAAGAAUAAUUGGAGCAGAUGCUCGGUAAGAGAAAGACCCUAUAAAUCUAUUAGGAAUAAACUGACUAUCGAAAAAGGAAUUGUGUGUAAUGGUGACCUCAUUGUACCUCCUAAGACAAUGAGAAAGAUCUUCAUCAAAUCGAUCCAUGAUGAUAUACAUUGUGGCAUAAUGCAAACGCGAUGUAGAUUAAAAUUAGAAGCCUGGUGGCCUGGCUACUGUCAAGAUGUUGAAGAUUAUGUGAAAAACUGUGAAAAAUGUGCCGAAAUAAAAGUGAAGAAGGAAAGGACAUUACAUACAUGGCCAAGUGAAAAUAAACCUUGGUGUAGAGUACAUAUGGAUCAUGCACAUGUACAGGGUAUCGGACUGUUUUUGAUUUUAGUAGAUUCUUUUUCUGGAUGGCCGGAAGUUAUUAAGGUAAAUAACCGUGAAGCAACCACUGUAAAGGCAGUACUACAAAGUGUUUUUUCAAGAAAUGGAGUUCCAGAGGUUUUAGUAUCCGACAAUGCUGCGGAAUUUCAUGAUACCACCUUACACCAGUGGCUAAAGAAAGUAGGUUGCGUACCUUAUAAGACUCCACCUUACCAUCCUCAAUCUAACGGAGCAGCUGAAAGAAUAGUAGAGACAGUUAAGAUGGGUUUAAGAGCUUAUUCACCGGACAAAGGUUUAUUAUGUGGAUAUUUAAGCAGAAUGCUUUUAAGUUACAGAACAAUACCUCAUGCAGGAAGAUCAAGGAGUCCUUCCGAGAUGAUGGGAAGGCAGUUGAGAUCCCCUCUCACCAUGAGUUUCGAAAGUGGGACACCUUUAUGGUACCGUCAAAAACCAGAUUCCAAACCUGAACCUGCCUCAUUCAUCUCUCAGGCAGGUCUAAACACUGCGAUCAUAUUAAGGAAUAACUCUUCGGGUACGUUAGCACACUGUGACCAAAUAAACAAACGCCUAAAUGAGUCUAGUAUACUUAUGAAUAAUGAAGGCAGUAUGCGGUAUGAUCAUACCAAUAAUGAAAAAAUCGAUCCAUGCAAUAGUGAUAAAUCUGAUAUGUCCGAACUACGUGUUACUAAAGAAGAACCUAACCAGAAUCGAAGAAGUACUCGGUCGACAAGGGGGCAAAAGCCAAUACGUUUCAGGGAUGUGAAGCCGUGAACCUUAGUCAUAUGCGGACAAAU